AUGUCAUACGAAGAAAAGUUUGACGCCUCGUUGGAUUUACUCAGGCGUUUAGAUCCCCAAAGAACGUCGACAAAUCUCAAUGACAUUUGUACAUUGAUUCAAAACGAUUCAACUGUAGACGAGGAUUUAACCCAGGAUCUAUUGUCAUCAGUAGACACCCCGUUAACAAUUACAAAAUGUGAUACCACAGGAAAGCAAUACUUAUGCUGUGACUAUAACCGAGAUGGCGAUUCUUAUAGAUCUCCAUGGUCCAAUGAAUACUUCCCCAAAAUAAGUGAGGAGGAUGCUAUGUCUGCUCCAUUUCCGUCCGAUUGGUUAAGACAAUUAGAAGUUAAAGCGAACGAAUCCUUCGAAAUAUAUCGCGAUUUGUAUUACGAGGGCUCAGGUGUCUCUUCUGUCUAUAUGUGGGACACUUCUGAUGAACCAAUUGAUACUUUAGAGAGUGGAUUCGCUGGGGUAGUCUUGUUCAAGAAAGCCACUGACGAUGGCUCAGGAACUUGGGACUCAAUUCACGUAUUUGAGGUCAUUCCUGAAUCUUCAAGCACUGCUUUAUAUAAGUUAACUACAUCCGUCAUACUUGACUUGCAAGAUAAAGGGACGUCUUCUCUCUCUUUAUCUGGAAGCUUAACAAGGCAAUUAGAGUCCUCUAAUUCCUUGAGUUUAGAAAGCGGUGCUAAUUUGGAGACCGUUCACCUUAUCAACAUUGGUACUAUUAUAGAGAAGUCAGAAUAUAACAUUAGGAAUUUGCUUCAAGAGGUCUAUUUUGAUAAAUUGAAAGACAUUAUGUUGAAAGACUUGCGUUCAAUUGGCGAUAGUCGUGAGAAAAAAGCGGAAGAUCUGAAACAUUCUGAACUUAUCAAGGGCAUUCAAGGCAUUUAA
Messenger RNA from Priceomyces carsonii, 879 nucleotides. Its product is annotated as F-actin-capping protein subunit beta. Gene Ontology annotation, molecular function: actin filament binding. The record is from RefSeq and is a predicted model, not a curated record. Gene Ontology annotation, cellular component: actin cortical patch; F-actin capping protein complex; cytoplasm. NCBI's taxonomy places the organism in Eukaryota, Fungi, Ascomycota, Pichiomycetes, Serinales, Debaryomycetaceae. Gene Ontology annotation, biological process: cell morphogenesis; barbed-end actin filament capping; actin cytoskeleton organization. Bases 1 to 879 code for a protein of 292 amino acids. The transcript has a single exon.